AUGGUUGCUACAGAUGAGGAAAUCAAGGAAAUGAUCUUAGAGCAUCCCAUGAAAUAUCUAGGUCCAUUCUUUUUCGGGGCGGUUUUAGAUACACUGUUAUAUGGGGUCAUUAUAAGUAAGAUUAUAUACUGGGGUGAUUGGUCUGCCAAGUCAGAUAGCAGAAAGAAUAGAAUCGUUGUUUUCCUGAUUUUUUGUUUGUCAACUGGCGCUACAGUAUAUAUCAUUUACUGGAUGAGUACAUUGUUCGUACAAGGGUUCGGUAAGAGCUAUCAAUCGUUCCUUUCUUUCCAUUAUUUGGCUUGGUAUUCCGUAUGGGAAGUUGGAGCUUGUACCGUAUCACAUCUUUAUUAUACGGAAAGAGCAUAUAGACUGAAUGAUAAUAGGAAAUGGAUUCCUUUAGUGAUACUUCCUCUACUUCUGAUAUCGAUCGCAGGAGCGAUUGGUGUAAGAGUCGCUUCUUUCAAGUAUAGCAGUCUUCUUCUUGCCGGAAAAUUCUCUAGCUUUGCUUAUACUUGGUUAAUCACGGGAGCUCUGAUAGAUAUAAUAUUGUUAAUUGCCAUGACUAAAGGAUUGGCGAAAUCUAAAACUGGAUGGUCAACUACUGAUCAUUUACUGAAAAAACUGAUAAAGUUAUCCGUAGAAACUCAACUUCCCGGUACUUUGCUAGCGAUCGGUUUCAUGCUUCAAUACGGUAUAAGACCUACAUCAACAUUUUGUGUUAUAUGGGCUGUUGUCUUACCUAAAACAUAUAUGAUCUGUUUGAUGACUGUCAUCAACAGUAGAGUGACUCUGAGAAGAACCUUAGAGACAUUAAGAGAAUCGGAAGAGAAUGAUAAUGUUUAUCGACCUAGGAGAAAUGGAUGCCACGAAAGAGACGAUGAUAUACCAGUAGGACCCAUAAGUUAUCCGACUGUUUUCAUAGAAUCUUCAGUCGCAGAGCUCGAAUUGGAUGACAGGAUGCAAGAAGUCAAGUAA
Messenger RNA from Kwoniella shivajii, 975 nucleotides. RefSeq lists its product as uncharacterized. The transcript is spliced from 14 exons. Bases 1 to 975 code for a protein of 324 amino acids. The record is from RefSeq and is a predicted model, not a curated record. Lineage: Eukaryota; Fungi; Basidiomycota; Tremellomycetes; Tremellales; Cryptococcaceae.